This is a messenger RNA of Medicago truncatula (barrel medic), 2004 nucleotides long. Its product is annotated as probable carboxylesterase 11. The coding region runs from base 217 to 1569 and encodes 450 amino acids. Gene Ontology annotation, molecular function: hydrolase activity. Lineage: Eukaryota; Viridiplantae; Streptophyta; Magnoliopsida; Fabales; Fabaceae. The record is from RefSeq and is a predicted model, not a curated record. The transcript is spliced from 3 exons.
AAAAUCAAUACCUUUCUCUUUCUCUUGUUUUCCUUCCUCCACCUUUCACCUCUCCAACACCACCACCAUUGAAACACAACCUUCAAAAAAAAAUCAAACCAAUUAACAAUCAAAUAAUCCCACCUAAUUAUCCUCAUAAUCUCACCCUAAUCAUAAUGAAACCAUCAUUAACAUUAACAUUACCAUAACAUAAUUCAUUUUCCACAUUCCCUCAAAAUGCCAACGGUAGCGGUAAAACUGUACAGCGUAUUCUUCAAAUUCCUCUUAAAAAACCGACUCCAAACCCGUAUCCAAACCCCACCCAACCCAUCAAACUUAUUCGGUAUCACUACUCGACCCGACGAAUCUCUUUCGUCGCCUAAUCCGUCUUUUACAGACGGUGUUGCGACGAAAGACAUUCACAUUGAUUCUUUCACUUCUCUUUCCGUUAGAAUCUUUCUUCCGGAUACCGCUUUAAGGGAUCCGGAAAAGAAGAAGGGAUCUGGAAAGAGACGUGAGAAGAUUUUGUCGUUGUCUUCGUUGUCGCAGCCGCCGCAGAGGAGAAAUAGUUAUGAUCCUUCUUCGCCGGAUUUUCCGGUGAAGGAGGAUGUUAGAAGGAAGAGUGUUUCCGGUGAUUCCGAUAAUUUGAAUUCAGGUGGUGGAUAUGGAGGAUAUUUACCAUCAAUGGUGGAGGAUGAUCGGAGGAAGAGAAAGCUACCGGUGAUGGUGCAGUUUCAUGGAGGUGGAUGGGUGAGUGGGAGUAAUGAAACGGUGGCGAAUGAUUUUUUUUGUCGGAGGAUAGCAAAAUUGUGUGAUGUGGUGGUGGUGGCGGUUGGGUACAGGCUGGCGCCGGAGAGUAGGUAUCCAGCAGCAUUUGAGGAUGGAUUUAAGGUUUUGAGUUGGUUGGCAAAACAGGCGAAUUUGGCGGAGUGUAGUAAGUCAAAUUUGGGGGUUAAGAAAACGGGGGAUGGUGGGAAGAGACAUAUUGUUGAUUCUUUUGGUGCUUCUUCUUUGGUUGAACCUUGGUUGGCUGCUCAUGGGAAUCUAUCAAGGUGUGUUCUUCUUGGUGUGAGUUGUGGCGCAAAUAUUGCAGACUAUGUAGCUCGAAAAGCUGUAGAAACAGGAAAACUUCUAGACCCUGUCAAGGUGGUGGCACAGAUCCUGAUGUAUCCAUUUUUUGUCGGAAAUGUGCCUACACAUUCUGAAAUAAAGUUAGCGAACUCUUAUUUCUAUGACAAGGCUAUGUGUAUGCUGGCAUGGAAACUAUUCCUACCCGAGGACCAAUUUAGCCUAGACCAUCCAGCUGCCAAUCCCCUAGUCCCAGGCCACGGUCCACCUUUAAAGCGUAUGCCUCCAACAUUAACAGUGGUAGCGGAACAUGACUGGAUGAGAGACCGUGCCAUUGCUUACUCAGAAGAGCUUAGAAAGGUAAAUGUUGAUGCACCUGUUCUUGAGUAUAAAGAUGCAGUCCAUGAAUUUGCAACACUUGACGUACUUCUCAGAAGUACUCAGGCUCAGGUUUGUGCCGAAGACAUCGCCAUCUGGGUCAAAAAGUAUAUUUCACUUCGAGGUCAUGAAUUCUCAUAUUGAAUAUGAUAAACCAGAUUAUUGCAAUGAUCAGUGAGAAAAUCGUUUCCCCAUUGUUGAGAUUAGCUUCAGGUUGCUCUUCUUCCUCCGACACUAGAUUAUAACGAUGAUAUGUGAGGAAAACUUUUCUCUUCGGGUUGCUCUUCCGCUGCCAAUUAACUUGUGAAUAUGUGAUAUAUUACUUGAUAUGUUUUGAUACUAGAAAAGCCCUCUGCCGGCAAUUGACUGAUUCAAUCAAGAUAGUUAUUUGAAAGUGGUAUGAGUCGAACCUGUGAGAUGGAUGUACCUCAUCAGCACCACAUUUGGUAACCCCUGUUCCAUUUUUUCCUGUGUAUUAUGUAAUAUUUCUCAUGAAAAAUACAUAAUAUUUUGUUCAUUAUUCUUUCAUUCCAUUGUUACAAUAUGUGCCAUAGACGAGUUCUUUGUUUCUCAUUGUUA